CCUGGAUCUGGGAAGGGUGCCCCAUGGGGCAGGUUUGGGGGCACGCUGGCAGGUUUUGGGGCCACCAUCCCCAGCCCUCGCUGCUCCCUCUGCCAGCACUUGCCUCAAGUCUGGGGCCACCCAGACUCAGGGCUGCUGUGGCCACAGGGCAAUGCCAGGCUGGCCCAGAGCCCAUCCCUGCUGCCUCAGGGCUCGUUGAGGUGUGCCAGGCAGCAGGAUCCCCACCACCACCACCAUGAGAGGACACAGACCAGCUGCUGCCACGGCUGCACCGGGACCCAGCCCGUGACACGGCACAGCACCCACGGGCACCUCCAUGGGGGUCACCCACUGUGAAUGAGCUGAGCCCCCCGCCUCCGCCCGACCCCCCCCGCCCCGAGCCGUGGCACCAUGCUCAUCAAGGAGUACCGCAUCUGCAUGCCGCUCACCACCGAGGAGUACCGUGUGGGGCAGCUCUACACCAUCAGCAAACACAGUCACCAGGAGAGCGAGAAGGGCGAGGGCGUGGAGGUGGUGAAGAACGAGCCCCACGAGGAUCCCGUGCACGGCCCCGGGCAGUUCACUGAGAAGCGUGUGCACCUCUCCAGCAAACUGCCAGGCUGGGCACGGGCAGUGACCCCCCGUAUCUUCUACAUCACAGAGAAGGCUUGGAACUACUAUCCCUACACCAUCACUGAGUACACGUGCUCCUUCUUGCCCAAGUUCUCCAUCUACAUCGAGACCAAGUACGAAGACAACUGUGGGGACAGCGAGAACAUCUUCCACAGUGACAAAAUCCUGGGUGACCACGAGGUUUCCUUCCUGGACAUCGCCUUCGAUGAGAUCCCCGAGCGUUACUACCGCAGCCUGGAGGACCCCCGUUUCUUCAGCUCGGCCAAGACGGGCCGGGGGCCGCUGCGGGAGGGCUGGCGCCAGCACACGCAGCCCAUCAUGUGCUCCUACAAGCUGGUGAGCGUCAAGUUCGAGGUGUGGGGGCUGCAGACACGGGUGGAGCAGUUUGUGCACAAGGUGAUCCGGGACAUCCUGCUGAUCGGGCACCGGCAGGCGUUCGCCUGGGUGGACGAGUGGUGUGGGAUGACGAUGGAGGAGGUGAGGCGCUACGAGCAGCAGACCCAGGAGGCCACCAACGAGCUCAUCGGCCUGGUGCCACCCGCCAUCUCGGUCAGCGACGUGGGGCAGCCCACGGCCCCCCGCUCGGCCCCCGCCAGUGCCCCCUCCACCCCGCUCGGCGACGAGCCCCCCGAGUUCCUGGCUCCCCCCAAGACUCGCCCGCGCAAGAAGUCGGCGCCGGAGACCCUGACGCUGCCGGCGCUGCAGGAACGCUCCGGCGCCGAGUGAUGCCAUGCUGUGCCAUGCCGUGCCGUGCCGUGCCAUGCCGUGCCGUGCCUGUCGUGCUGCCUCCCUGGCCAGGCUGUGCCAGCCCCACUGCCCACCGUGGCCCCGCUGACCGGUGGUGACCCCAGGGAGGUCCCGGCCCUCCCCAAGCCAUCGUGGGGACCCCCGUGGGACGUUGCCACCAUUGCUGUGCUGGCUGCAAGUGGGGGACACGGCAGGCCUGGCACGGUGCUGGCAGCGUCAGGUGAUGCUCAGGGGCCCGUUCACUCAGUGCCACCCACCCUGGUUUCCUUGUGGAGCGCCAGCCUGUGCCAGGCUGAGCCAGAGCAGCACCACGCAGGGAGGCAGCGGCACGGCGUGAGUGCAGGUGAGAGCCGGGUGCUGGGGCUCCACGCAGCCCCGUGCACAGCCAGUCCUGCAGCCGGGGUCCCUUUUACCGUCCCUGCAGAGGCCGUGGCUGCCGGGGGGGCGGGGGCAGGCUCAGCCCUCCCUUUCCUUUGGGAAAACAAAGGCC
This is a messenger RNA of Colius striatus (speckled mousebird), 1849 nucleotides long. Its product is annotated as cytoplasmic phosphatidylinositol transfer protein 1-like. Gene Ontology annotation, cellular component: cytoplasm. Bases 391 to 1338 code for a protein of 315 amino acids. Lineage: Eukaryota; Metazoa; Chordata; Aves; Coliiformes; Coliidae. The record is from RefSeq and is a predicted model, not a curated record. Gene Ontology annotation, biological process: phospholipid transport. The transcript is spliced from 10 exons. Gene Ontology annotation, molecular function: phosphatidylinositol binding; phosphatidylinositol transfer activity.